UUUAAUACUUAACAGAACUUAGUCGCAGUCACAAACGCGGUUACAUCAAAACGACACGAAGCACCUAACAACAUUCAAGCACGUUCGUUCCCGAUACUCAUACCCGAAACACCGACUUCAUCUUCGCGUUCCGGUUAGGGUUAGGGAAUUAGGGUUUCGAACUUCGACGCAAUGUCGUUCAUUAACCCUUCACCCUCUUCCACCUCACGUGCAAUCGCUCCCUCCGGCUUCGCCACGCGCCGGCCAUGGGAGGAGUUCUUCGCGCUCCACUCGUUCACGCGCCCCUACACCCUCGGCGAGGCCUCGCUCCGCGUGAAGCGCAACCUCGGCCACUUCCGCGUGAACUACGCCAUGGCCGUGCUCCUCGUCGUGUUCCUCAGCCUCCUCUGGCACCCUAUCUCCCUCAUCGUGUUCCUCGCCGUCUUCACCGCGUGGUUCUUCCUCUACUUCUUCCGCGACGGCCCCGUCGUCGUGCUCCGCCACGAGCUCGACGACCGCCUCGUCCUCGCGGCGCUCACCGCCGUCACCGUUGCGGCCCUCGUCCUCACCGGCGUCUGGCUCAACGUGGUGGUGGCGCUGCUCGUCGCAGCGGCGGCGGUGGCUGUGCAUGCGGCGCUUCGGAGCACCGACGAUUUGUACGUGGAGGAAUUGGAAGUUUCCGAUGGAGGUUUGGUUUCGGUUGUUGGUGGUAGCCCUACGAAACGAACAGGGUCCACUAGAAUAUAGUUAUGAGAUAUAUAACUGAUUUCGUUUUCGUUUUAUCGUUUUUUGUGUUAUUCGCGUUGCAUAUAUUUGAAGAAAAUAGAGGUUUUGGUUAUGCGGAAAUGUGAAUUGUGUCCAUAUGAUAGAUUUUACUUACCGUGUUGUUAGCUUGGAAUUGGAAUAGAUUUUUUGCUUGUUGUUUGAUCCCUUUUUCUUAUGUUUUUAGAAUCUCAUGUAAAUUCUUUCAUAGGUUGAAGCAUUCAAUUUGUGUAUUUAGAGUUCCAAUCAAUGUAUUGUUUAGUUUGAUUUGGUAUGCUUUUGCAUUUGUAAUAGGUUUAGCAAUAGUUGGUAAGAUUUGUUUGUUUUUUAUUUUAUAUCAAGUGUAAAUGAAGAUGUAAUCAUUUUGGUUAUUCAUUUGUGGUUUCUAGUUUUAAUGACCAUAUGUAUUUAAGUUUCCUAUCCUGCUUGCUAGCUACCCUCUUUAUCCAUUUUCUUUUUCUUAGUAGAUUAAUAUCAUGAUCAAAUUAAGAACAUUAUAUAAUAUAAUGUUGUGCUUUUUGGAGUGGCUUGGGUUGCUGUUGUUUAGAGAUCCGAUUUUGUUGAAUUAGACUUGCUUGUGUUAUGCUACGAAGAUGUGUUGCAGAGCCUGUUUUAGUCUGCUGUGAGUCAAUUACUGCAAGUGUACAACAUUUGAGAGAAUUGAAUAGAGAACCAUGGAAUCCCAAUUCAUCAUUCUCUAGAUGAACAAUAUGUCGAAGUAACUGCUUAAAUGCUUAGCUGCAAUUAGCUGACAACUUACUCAAUGUUAGUUGCCGCUUUUUGGUUAGUCAGUUGGCUAGUUGGGUGGAAGUUGAGAUCUGAUCUCACAAAACAUGUAUAUGGGAACAGAUUGUAAACCAUAUGCAAUCAGACUGAGUAGUGAAACUCUUCCCUCUUUUAUUCUUGAGUA
Molecule: messenger RNA, 1651 nt
Organism: Glycine soja
Lineage: Eukaryota; Viridiplantae; Streptophyta; Magnoliopsida; Fabales; Fabaceae
Product: PRA1 family protein F4-like
Exons: 1
Coding region: 172-726 (184 amino acids)
Biological process (GO): vesicle-mediated transport
Cellular component (GO): Golgi apparatus; endoplasmic reticulum
Source: RefSeq, a predicted model, not a curated record